Volvox carteri f. nagariensis is the source of this 2331-nucleotide messenger RNA. RefSeq lists its product as uncharacterized. The record is from RefSeq and is a predicted model, not a curated record. Gene Ontology annotation, molecular function: nucleic acid binding; protein binding; ATP binding. Lineage: Eukaryota; Viridiplantae; Chlorophyta; Chlorophyceae; Chlamydomonadales; Volvocaceae. The coding region runs from base 1 to 2331 and encodes 776 amino acids. The transcript is spliced from 16 exons.
AUGUCAGCGUUUGAGGAGCUUGGCGUGAUGCCGGAGCUGGUGAAGGCCGUUGAAGAGCUUGGCUGGAUGCUUCCCUCUCCAGUUCAGGCGGAGGCCAUACCGCUCAUCCUCGGAGGUGGCGACGUCAUGGCGGCUGCUGAGACGGGCAGCGGCAAGACCGGGGCCUUCGCCAUCCCCGUACUGCAAAUCGUUCACGAGGCCCUCCGACAGCGGGUGCGCAGCGGCGCUGCCGCCAGCUCAAGCGGCCGCGGUGGCGGCAACGCCGGCGGCGGCGUCGCCAGCCCGGCGGCGGAAUGCGUGCUGAGUACGGAGGAUCGGGAUCUGCAUCUCGCCGUGUCGUCGGACGGUUGUACGGCACAGAGUCGAUCUGAAAAGAGCUGGGGCGGCGUCCGGGCCACGAUGGGCGUGUUUGCGUCCUGCGGCGGCAAAGUCUACUAUGAGGUAACCGUUAACGACGAGGGGCUGAGUCGAGUUGGUUGGAGCUGCUCAACCGCCGCCCUGGAUCUGGGCACUGACCGACUGGGGUUUGGUUUCGGAGGCACCGGCAAGAAGUCCCACCAGCGUCAGUUCGACUCGUACGGCGAGCCCUUUGGCAAGGGCGACGUCAUCGGCUGCAUGCUGGACUGUACGGGAGGCGGAUCUGUGUCGUACAGUAAAAACGGGCGACAUCUGGGAGAGGCCUUUAAGCUGCCACCGCACCUUCAGAGCCAGAUCUUCCUUCCAGCCAUCUGCCUAAAGAACGCCGAAGCAACCGUCAACUUCGGAGUCACACCCUUCGCCCACCCGCCCCCACCGGGCUUCAUCGCCAUGACCAAGGCACCCGCGGCGUGGAUCGCCGCCGCCGCCAGCGCCGCCGCCGCUGCCACCUCUUCCACCGCCGCCGCCGCCGCCGCGGAUGGCAGCAAGCCCGAUUGCAUCAUUCUAGAACCCGCCAAGGAUCUCGCCGAACAAACUGCCAACUGCUUUACCGACUACGGCAAACACCUCCAUGCGCCGGCUAUCCGUACGGGAUUGUUCGUUGGGGGUGUGGAUGCCGUACCGCAAAUUCGGAUGCUUCGAGAAGGUGUGCACAUCGCCGUUGGGACUCCUGGACGAGUGAUUGACUUCGUGGAGAGCGGCAAGAUACCGUUGGAUCAGGUUCGUUUCUUCGUGCUGGAUGAGGCAGACAGGCUGAUUGCUGACAACCCGGAUGUCGUCACCAAGAUCUACAACCGCCUGCCCAAGGGGGGAACGGGAGUCAAUAGACUGCAGGUGCUCCUCUUCAGCGCCACCCUCCACAGCACCGAGGUGAAGGACAUGGCCGCCAAGAUCUGUGUGAACCCCAUCUUGGUGGAUUUGAAGGGGAAGGAUGCCGUACCGGAGACCGUUGACCACGUCCUGGUUCGUGUCAACCCCGCGGAGGACCGCAGCUGGCUGCAGAGCAAACCCGAGGUGUUUACCGACGGCUGUCACGCCGUGGACUGCAUAGGGCCCAGCACCGCCACCACUCGCGAGUGCCUCUCCGAAGCCACAAAACGACUGAAGCAGCGGCUGCUACAGCGCCUCAUUGACACACUCCGCAUGGAGCAGUGCCUGAUCUUCUGUCGUACAAAUUACGACUGCGAUCAGCUGGAGCGCUUUUUGAACAGCCUGGGGGGAGCCGGGGGUGGUGGCGGGGGUGAGGGCGGGUUUCGUGGCAAGAUGGAGAGCGGCAAGGAGAAUCCGUACAGCUGUGUCGUACUGGCUGGGGCGAGAAGUAUGGACGAGCGCCGUGCUGCGUUAUCCGCCUUCAAGGACGGUGACGUGCGCUUCCUCAUUUGUACGGACGUGGCGGCCCGGGGUAUUGACAUCAAGGAGCUGCCGUACGUUAUCAACAUGACGCUGCCGGACAAGAGCGAGGAUUACAUUCACAGGAUCGGUCGCGUGGGGCGUGCUGAUACGAUGGGUCUGGCGAUCAGCCUGGUUUCGGAGGUUCCCGAGAAGGUGUGGUACUGCAGCGUCAAGGGACUCAAGCCCUGGCUGGCGCCCGACGCGUCCAAUACAAAAACCACGGACAAGGGUGGACACACUAUUUGGUACGACGAGAAGGCCCUCCUAGGGGCCAUUGAAACUCGUCUGGGUCGUUCCAUCCCCUCUAUGAGUGAGGACCUAAGCCUGCCUGCCGAGCUGGCGGAGCGGCUGGCGGCUGGGGGUGACAAGUAUGGGCAACAGCGUGGCGGCGGUGUGAGCCAGGAGGUGACUGCGCACUUGGAGCAAAUUGCGCAGAACGUCCAGCAUCUGGCGUCCUUGGAAUGGCACGUGCAAACGAGCUUCCUGCGCUUGAAGCAGCGGUGGCAGUCGGCCCAAGGUUGA